AUGCUCCUCCCCGUCAUUGUCCCGCUGCUCAUCAUGUGUUUCAUCAAAGACGCCUCAAGCACAUCCGCCGCGGGACAGCGUGACGACACCGCAGACGACCUCUUGAGGACAUAUAGCCUGCAGAUCAUGGCCGUGGUCGAAGCAGCUAUCCGUGGCACCGCCUGCUACAAAGAUUAUGUUGCCGGGCUCAAGGCCAACAAGGAAAGCCCACCAAACGCAGGACUGGUAGCGGGCAUCCACGCCUGUGUCGCCUCCUCGAGCGGCGCGUGGGUGCAGCUCCGAAUCGCUCGCAAGACGGCUCAAAGCCCAAACUUCCAGAGAAGCGGACUCAUCACCAAAGCCCUCCCCGACGUACUGGACACGCGAACGGAUCACCAGGGCCCGUAUACCAGGAAGCUGCAGAGGACACUCGAGGAUCUCAGCGCGGCGGCAACGACGGCCGUCGAGGCCUACGAAGCCGCAAAACAGUCGAGAGCAAAGGUCCUCGACGAGCUCAAGAAACCCCUCAAGGACCGGCGCAUCAACGUGACGGAGCUUACGGUGCGGGCGGAGGAGACGGACGACGGCGGCUGGCAGCUCGUGGUGCUGGGCGCCGUCGUGGCGGGCGUGGCCGUGGCCGGAGUGGUAACCUAUGGGCCUUUCAUAGCGGCGGACGCGCAGACGGCGCGGGCCGUGGAGGCGCUGGACGAGGCGGCGACGGCGAUCGGGGACAUGACGGCGCGGUUCUCGGCCAUGGCGAGAUCGAAUCCCGAAAGAGUGAAUAUCGGAAUGGCCGCGAGGCUACGCAACAGCAGGGCCGAGGCCAGGAGGCUGCUCGAGUUCGCCGACAUGAAGCUGGCCGAGCAGGACAGUCUCCUCCCGGAUGUCCCGGCGGACCAACGGGCCGAGGCGGGCGCAAUCAUACACACCGCGUCGUUCCAGGUCGAGGACGCCCGCAUACUCAUUGACAGGGCCGCGGCGUGGCACUUGUGGUUCAAGGCCUAUAUACCGCCUCCAUCAGACCUCUUGUCACCAUCGUCUUUCACAGAUACACGAUACAAGGCGUCCGCUGGACAGCUGCCGCCCGCCACCAUGCGCAUCACGCUCAGCAUAUACAACCCGCAGGCUGCGAACCAGGACAACCUGGUGACGCUCGACAUCUUCCCCGACAUGACCAUCUCCACCCUGCGCGAGUCCAUCCAGGCCGAUGCCAACAUCCCGCCCGCCUCGCAACAGAUCUACCACAACGGCCGCCUCAUCUCGGACGACUCCAAGACCAUGGAAGAGCUGCAGAUUGCUGAUGGAGACAUGCUGGCCGUACACGUACGACCGCCGCGCGCCGCCGCGGCCCCCGCCCAGGCUCAGCGAGCUCAGGCUGCCCGGCCGCCGGCGGCCGCACCGGCGCAACCGCAGUCUCAACCGCGGCAGGGCGGCGACAACGACCCCGAGAUGGUUCGCCUCCAGGUGUUGGGCGACCCCGCUCUGAGGCAGCAGCUGCAGAGGCAGCAUCCCGAGCUGGCUGCCGCGGCCGAGGACCCCGCACGCUUCGCUGCCAUCCUGCGAGACGCGCAGGACCGCGAGCGGCGAGAGCGCCUGGAGCGACAGCGGGAGAUUGAGCGCCUGAACGAUGACCCCUUCAACAUCGAGAACCAGAGGAAGAUUGAAGACAUGAUCCGUCAAGAGCGGGUCAUGGAGAACCUACAAAACGCCAUGGAGCACAACCCCGAGGUGUUUGGACGUGUGCACAUGCUGUACAUCAACGUCGAGGUCAACGGACACAAGGUCAAGGCCUUCGUCGACUCCGGAGCGCAGGCAACCAUCAUCUCUCCGUCGUGCGCCGAGGCAUGUGGCAUCAUGCGCCUCGUUGACACGAGGUUCGCCGGCGUCGCCCGCGGCGUGGGAACGGCAAACAUCAUCGGCCGCGUCCACUCUGCACAGAUCAAGAUCGGACAGCUGCACCUGCCAUGCAGCUUCACCGUUAUGGAGGGCAAGUCGACGGAUCUGCUGCUCGGCCUGGACAUGCUGAAGCGUUACCAGGCCACCAUCGACCUGGCCAAGGACAAGCUCUGCAUCCAGGGCGAGGAGGUGCCCUUCCUCGGAGAGGCCGACAUUCCAAAGGACGAAGAGGCUGCCGCCGCCCAGGAGCCCACGAUACCUGGUCCUGCGGGCACCUCGAUCGGACAGCGAUCUGGCGUAGUCAUGCCGCCCGGCGAGGCACAGCAACAGCAACAACAGCAGCAGCCUACUGCGCCGACGCCAACGCCGCCAGCGCCAGCUGCGCAGGUGCCUGCAGCGGCCGCGCCCAACGUCACGCCUGCGCAUGUCGACAGCCUGAUGGCCAUGGGCGCCACACGCGAGCAGGCCGUCCAGGCGCUCCAGGCAGCCGAGGACAACGUUGACGUUGCCGCCGGUUUGAUUUUCUUUUGA
Molecule: messenger RNA, 2406 nt
Organism: Purpureocillium lilacinum
Lineage: Eukaryota; Fungi; Ascomycota; Sordariomycetes; Hypocreales; Ophiocordycipitaceae
Source: RefSeq, a predicted model, not a curated record